AUGCAUCUCCCCGCUCUCUGCUGCGGGGCCUCGCUGCUGCUGCUCGUCCUGCCGUGGGCCGGAUCGCAGCCGGCCGGUGGCGACCACGGCGCGGAGCUGCGGGCCCUGCAGGACCUCCUGGAGGCGCUGGGGCAGCUCCGGGAGGAGGAAGGGGAAUCGGGCCCGGAGGACGAGUCGGCGACCGGGGCUGAGGACGGCGGCUCCGAGUGGGAGCUCUCGGGGCCGGAGGGCGGCCCGCCGGGGACCCCGCUGCCGGCAGAGGGGUGGCAGAGCCAGUGGAGGAAUCUCCUCUCCUCCUACAGACGGAGGCACUUCUCCGGCUGCUUCGGGACGAGGAUGGAGAGGAUCGGCGCGCAGACGGGGCUGGGAUGCAACCACUACAAAGCCCGUUUCUGGAGGAGAGGGAGAAGCUGA
This is a messenger RNA of Melopsittacus undulatus (budgerigar), 414 nucleotides long. RefSeq names its product natriuretic peptides A-like. NCBI's taxonomy places the organism in Eukaryota, Metazoa, Chordata, Aves, Psittaciformes, Psittaculidae. The transcript is spliced from 3 exons. Gene Ontology annotation, molecular function: hormone receptor binding; hormone activity. Gene Ontology annotation, cellular component: extracellular region; cytoplasm. The record is from RefSeq and is a predicted model, not a curated record. Gene Ontology annotation, biological process: neuropeptide signaling pathway; receptor guanylyl cyclase signaling pathway; cGMP biosynthetic process. Bases 1 to 414 code for a protein of 137 amino acids.